Messenger RNA from Saprolegnia diclina VS20, 3651 nucleotides. Its product is annotated as pyruvate carboxylase. The transcript has a single exon. Lineage: Eukaryota; Oomycota; Saprolegniomycetes; Saprolegniales; Saprolegniaceae. Gene Ontology annotation, cellular component: cytoplasm. The record is from RefSeq and is a predicted model, not a curated record. Gene Ontology annotation, molecular function: ATP binding; metal ion binding; pyruvate carboxylase activity. The coding region runs from base 35 to 3598 and encodes 1187 amino acids. Gene Ontology annotation, biological process: gluconeogenesis; pyruvate metabolic process.
GUUUUCGUGUCGAGCGCACUUGACCAGCCGCAGCAUGUUGUACCGCCACGUCCACAAGAUGAAGGCGUCGUCGGCGUCCAACAUCUUCCUCCGCGGCCAGAGCGCCCGCGACAUGAGCCAGAUCCGCAAGCUCAUGGCCGCCAACCGCGGCGAGAUCGCGACGCGCAUCAUGCGCGCCGGUAACGAGCUUGGCAUCCGCACGGUCGGUAUCUUCUCGGCCGAGGAUCGCUUCACGCAGCACCGCUACAAGGCCGACGAGUCGUACCUUGUCGGGAAGGGCAAGUCGCCCGUCGCGGCUUACCUCGACAUUGACUCGAUCAUUAACGUCGCCAAGGACAACCACGUCGACGCAGUCCACCCUGGCUACGGCUUCCUCUCGGAGAACGUCGAGUUUGCCAAGAAGUGCGCGGCCAACGGCAUUACGUUUGUGGGCCCGACGCCCGAGAACCUCGCGACCUUUGGCGACAAGACGGCCGCCCGCGCGAUCGCGAUCAAGCACAACGUGCCGGUCGUGCCCGGUACGGAAGGCCCGGUCGAGACGCUCGAGCAGGCCCGCGCCUUCAUCGACUCUGGUGUCGGCUACCCGGUGAUCAUCAAGGCCAGCAUGGGCGGCGGUGGCAAGGGCAUGCGUGUCGUGACCCACGCCGAAGAGCUCGAAGACAACUUUAUCCGUGCCUCCUCGGAAGCGCUGGCGGCCUUUGGUGAUGGCACGGUGUUCAUUGAGCGCUACGUCUACAAGCCCCGCCACAUUGAAGUCCAGAUCCUCGGUGACGGCAAGGGCAAGGUCGUCCACCUCUUCCACCGUGAUUGCUCGGUCCAGCGUCGCCACCAGAAGGUGCUCGAGACGGCCCCCGCCGUCCUCCUCAACCCGGAGACGGAGAAGGCCAUGAUCGACGACGCAGUGCGCCUCACGGCCGCGGCCAACUACAAGAACGCCGGCACGGUCGAGUUCCUUGUGGACCAGGAAGGUCGCCAUUACUUCAUCGAAGUCAACCCGCGCAUCCAGGUCGAGCACACGAUCACGGAAGAGAUCACGGGCGUCGACCUCGUCCAGAGCCAGAUCCGCAUCGCCAACGGCGAGAGCUUCGAGUCGCUUGGCCUUGUCCAGGACAAGAUCAAGGUGCGCGGCCACGCGAUGCAGUGCCGUGUCACGACUGAGAACCCGGCGCUCAACUUCCAGCCCGACUCGGGUGUCAUUGAAGUCUUCCGCUCGCCAGGUGGCAUGGGCAUCCGCCUCGACGACGGCCCUGGGUUUGUCGGUGCGCACAUUACGCCGCACUACGACUCGCUCCUCGUCAAGGUGACUGCGCGUGCGCUCGACCGCGGCGACUGCGCCCGCAAGCUCAAGCGCGCGCUCAAGGAAUUCCGCGUCCGCGGCGUCACGACCAACAAGAACUUUCUGCUCAACGUGCUCAACCACCCGGACUUUGUCGACGGCACGAUCGACACGUCGUUCAUUGCCGACAACCCGCACCUCGUCGCGCCGUCGCACUCGACCAACCGCGGCCAGAAGCUGCUCCGCUACAUUGGUAACACGAUCGUCAACGGUCCGGAGAAGGCGCUUGGCGCGACUGGCCCGGCGCCGUCGUCGAUGGACCCGCUCGCGCCGCACUUUGCCGAGCCCGCGCCGUCGGCCACCAAGUCGCUGCGCCAGAUCUACACGUCGGAGGGCCCGGCGGCCUUUGCGAAAGCGGUCCGCAACAACAAGGGGCUGCUGCUGACGGACACGACGUGGCGUGACGCGCACCAGUCGCUGCUCGCGACGCGCGUACGCACGACGGACCUCGAGGCGAUUGCGCCGGCGACGGCCAUUGCGCUCCGCAACGCCUACUCGAUCGAGAUGUGGGGCGGCGCGACCUUUGAUGUCACCAUGCGCUUCCUCCGCGAAGACCCGUGGGAGCGCCUCGCCAACCUCCGCGAGCUCGUCCCGGACGUGCCGUUCCAGAUGCUCCUCCGCGGCGCCAACGCGGUCGGCUACACGUCGUACCCGGACAACGUUGUCUACAAGUUUUGCGAAAAGGCCCAGCAGACCGGUAUGGAUGUCUUCCGCGUCUUUGACUCGCUCAACUACCUCGAGAACAUGCGCCUCGGUAUCGACGCGGUCGGCGCGUCGGGCGGUAUCAUUGAGGCUGCUGUGUGCUACACGGGCGACGUCUCGGACCCGGAGCGCGGCCCGUACAACCUCGAGUACUACCUCAACUUUACGCGCCAGCUCGUCGGCCUCGGUAUCCACGUGCUCGCGAUCAAGGACAUGGCCGGUCUCCUCAAGCCCCAGGCCGCCCAGAUCCUCAUCGGUGCGAUCCGCGCCGAGUUCCCGGACCUCCCGAUCCACGUGCACACGCACGACACGGCCGGCACGGGCGUGAGCUCGAUGCUCCAGGCGGCGUACGCGGGUGCGGACGCGAUCGACUGCGCGACGGACGCCAUGAGCGGCACGACGUCGCAGCCGUCGAUGGGCGCGAUCGUGGCUGCGCUCCAGAACACGGAGCUCGACACCAAGGUUGACGCCGGCAUGAUCAACGAGAUCAACGACUACUGGGAGACGAUGCGCGGUGUCUACGCGCCGUUCGAGUCGGGCCAGAAGAGCGGGUCGGCCGACGUGUACCACCACGAGAUGCCCGGUGGCCAGUACACGAACCUUCUCUACCAAUCGACGCAGCUCGGCCUCACCGGUCAGUGGCCGGCGAUCAAGAAGGCGUACGCGACGGCCAACAAGCUCCUCGGCGACAUCAUCAAGGUCACGCCGUCGUCCAAGGUCGUCGGUGACUUUGCGCAGUUCCUCGUCCAAAACAACUUGACGGAAGAGGAGGUGCUCGCCCAGGCCGAGACGCUUUCGUUCCCCAAGUCGGUCAUCGAGUACUUCCAAGGCUACCUCGGUAUCCCCCACCACGGCUUCCCGGAAGAGCUCCGCGCCAAGGUGCUCAAGGGCAAGCUCCUCCCGAACGGGAAGGAGAUGUUUGAGGGUCGCCCGGGCGCCGAGAUGGCGCCGUACGACUUUACGGCGGCCCACCGCCAGCUCUGUGAGACGUACGGCUCGGACAACAUCUCGGAGCUGGACGUGCUCUCGCACGCCAUGUACCCGGAUGUGUUCAAAGGCUUCAUGGAGUUCAAGGACAAGUACGGCUCGAUGCACUUCCUCGACACGCGCACGUUCCUCACCGGUCUCGAGGUCGACAAGGAGGUCGAGCUCACGAUUGAGCACGGCAAGACGGUCUUUGUCAAGCUCAUCGCUGUCGGCGCUGUCUCCAAGAAGGACGGCACGCGCGAUGUGAUCUUUGAGCUCAACGGUCGCCAGCGCGUGAUCAAGGUCAACGACGACAACGCAGCUGUCGGCAAGGUCGAGCGCCUCAAGGCCACGGUCGGCAUGCCCGGCUCGGUUGGCGCGCCCAUGCCCGGUGUCAUUGUCGAGGUCAAGGUCGCCAAGGGCCAGACCGUCAAGGCCGGUGCGCCGCUCUGCGUCCUCAGCGCCAUGAAGAUGGAGACGAUGGUCGCCGCGCCCGUCUCGGGCAAGAUCAAGAACAUCCACGUCAUCGUCGGCGACAACAUGAAGGCCGGGGAGCUCCUCGUCGAGAUUGACGAGACGGGCGACAAGGAGUAAAUGCAGCUUGAAAAUAAAAGUGGUUAGUGUGUACUUGGAGAUAGAUAGCUUGU